This is a messenger RNA of Penicillium soppii, 2889 nucleotides long. RefSeq names its product IQ calmodulin-binding motif domain protein. The transcript has a single exon. The coding region runs from base 1 to 2889 and encodes 962 amino acids. The record is from RefSeq and is a predicted model, not a curated record. Lineage: Eukaryota; Fungi; Ascomycota; Eurotiomycetes; Eurotiales; Aspergillaceae.
AUGAUCCGUCGCAACUCUGACAUCGAGAUCCAACUUCCGGAUGCUGGACCAACGUCACUGUCCGAUUCAGAUUCACUUACAGAUGUGGAAAUGCUAUCCGACCCGACCCUUCCUCUAAGCCUCCCUCCACACAUUGCAGCCCGAUUCUACCGCAAAUCCAGCAAAGUCCGCCGUUCCUCCUCAUCUCGACGAAGCUCGAUCUCCUCCUUACAUUCGCAAUCCAACGCGUCCUCGAGUGCCCCAAGCCCAGACCAUAUCGCCCAACAUCUCCGCCGCACGUCCAUUUUGGAGAGUCGAAAGGCAAGACUCGCAGAUCGGGCGUUACAUGCGGAGAAAGUAAGGUUGCGAGCCGCGCUGGCUAAAGCGGCCACGAGAAACUUACAAAUCGAAGAAAGGGCGCUCGCCGCGCAACAGGCUCGUGAGCGUGUGUUGGCCGAUAUUACUGCCAAGUGCGAGGAACAGGUCAAACGAGCUAAGAAGAAGGCCGAAGAUCAGCGCGAUAAGAAAGCCGCUGAGGAGGCGCGUCUGCGACUGGAAUUGGCGGAAAAGUUCGCCGAGACUGAGAAACGUCGCACGGCUUAUAAGCAGACACAUCGGCGUCAGCGGACCAGCAGCUUGCCCCUUGCUGUGGAGAAGAAGAUGUCCCGGGAAGUCAUGAAGUCACUUACCGAGGAUGCGGCUGCGCGAAAAAUCCAGCGGGUGUGGAAGACACAUCACGCAAAGAUGAUCAUGCAGCAGUUUCAUUCGUUGGGUCUUUCUGUAGACCGCGUGCAGGAAAUGACUUUUGAGCAAGUCGGCGCCAUGCUUUCUAGCGGUAACCUGUUAGAUACCAUGACAAAAGUCCUUCGGCUCUGCGGGCUGCAGGAUAUGGAAGGUGGAGCGAUGGGUGAGAGAGGUGCAGUGCGCACUUUUCUCAGUAGCUAUCUCAUCGCCACUCAUCCGAAAGAGGUUUUGAGCAGCAAUGGAGAUCAGGAGCAAGAUUUGAUUUCCAAGGCUCGGGAGCUACUAGUAGUCUUUGAUCAGGUUACGGCGCUGCUUUCGUCGGGUCGUUGCUCGCCUUCUGUGAUCACUGCGGAUCUCCAAACCUUGUGUGAAUCACAUAAUGUGUUCUUCUCUGCUUUCCAUGCCUGGAAGUCCCAUGAUUCGACCGUCUUGAUUGAGAUCAUGGUUGCCCAGUUUGUCGAGCUGGAACUGAUUUGGCAGACGGUUAAAAACGACAAGGCUGGCGGUGCUGCAGAGGAUUACAGACAAGGUAUCCGACAGAACCAGGUUCUUUUGCUCGCCCGUCUGAAGCGAAUUGCAGGACCUGAACGCCACAUGGAGAUGAUCCGAGAUUCACUGAAGAAGGCCAAGCGAGAAAAGAAACGUGCGGCUUCGAAGCAGGCUAUUCCACGAUCUGCGGGGGCCGCCCCUCCCAGUGCGGAUGUCCUGACGGAGAGUGUUACCUCGCCUCUCAGCGAGUCAUUCAACAACCUCGAUGUGGCGGUGUUCCAGCAGCUGGACAAGCAACGGACAUCUCCUCACGAGCGAUUCACCAAGAUUCUCACCCCGCUCCCUGAAAACAGGGAGCUGGUGCAUGAGCUCCUCAUCAACAAAGAGUUCAAGAUUGAAGAAGCACAUUACACUGAGCCCCGCAGGCAGAUAAUGAAGCAGAUGUGUGACGCAAUGAGAGUAGGGGUCGAGGCCGGACACGGUACCAAUUGGACUGUGGCUAUGGCCACAGUGAUUCAAGAUCGCUUACUGCGGUCCCUCCAACGUGGAAACUCCCUCUACGUGAUAAUAAGUGAAGUUCUGGAUCCUAAGCUGGUUCAGGGACAGUGCGAAGCAGGCACGUUCUCCUAUGAUAAUUUCUUCAAGUUCAUGAACAAUAUCCUGCCUCGCCUAUGUGCUCCAUAUCGAGACCCCGUGGUGAAGGCAUACGUCGAGGACACCUCGGGUGACGCAAUUGACCGACUAGCGCGGUUGAUGAGCGUUAUUGACCUACUCUCCCUCGACCAGACCAACUUCAUGAUCCAGCUCGCCGCCCCGCAGCUCAUUGAAGAAGCCCCCGGGUACGAACAGCGAGCUUUCGACCGAGGCGUCACCGAAGGAACCAUUAGUCUCGACAAAACCCGCCGAUUUUGGCGCCUUCAUCGCAAGAUCAUCGUCGAUGAGAUGAAAAAGCGAGACCCAGAAGGCAUCCAAGGCGAACCUCAUCCACCUUCCGCCCGAGUCUAUGCCCAAGGACUCACGGACACAGUCUUCAGCAAUGCCCUCGUCUCCUCCGAUUUCGUCCCCGAAACCCUAAGCCUUGACCACCAACGACUGGAACGUCUGCACGCCCGAGCCUUCCAAAUCGUCGCAACAGCCUCCAUCCUUCUAACAGCCAAGAAUCUCCUGAAACGAGAUGCCCGCUCCCAAUGGAAACCAGAGGCCGACCGCAUUCUCUCCCUGGACUUCAACGAAAUUAGUCAAGAACGCGUGCAAUCAAUCCUUGAAUCAACACAUCCCAUGCCAUCCGCAGCAAGCGCCACUCUAUCAGCAACCAUUAAACGAGUCCUCGCACCCGUGGCAACAGCCUGUCUCGCGGCCGCACCUCAACUCGCCAUCGUGACAUCGGAAACAUCAGCUUCGGAAAUGUCUCCUUCGGCUGAGAUCCAUGCACCCAGUUUCGUAGACCCCGUCGCGAGACUGAUUUUGUCCCGUUUACGAAGCCAUGUCCUCAGUCGACUUAGUGCUUCUAGUGCUUCUGAGCGUGUGCGUGCAACUACGACUGCUAGUCAGAAUCUGGCUGGGGCUGGGAUGCCGGAGUUUGUUAAUGAGGUUGGGAAAUUGGUUGAGGAGUUGGAGAAGGUUAGGGAGGUUGAUUGGCUUUGUCAUGGGAGUGUUUACGAUGGAUUAUAUGACUAG